This is a messenger RNA of Folsomia candida, 3952 nucleotides long. RefSeq lists its product as uncharacterized. The record is from RefSeq and is a predicted model, not a curated record. Bases 233 to 3952 code for a protein of 1239 amino acids. Lineage: Eukaryota; Metazoa; Arthropoda; Collembola; Entomobryomorpha; Isotomidae. The transcript has 7 exons.
UUGGAGUACGUGGAUUAUUACAACGGCAAAGGUUUAUAUAAAGGAUCUAUUCGUUCUAAUGCUGGACUUGGAGAGGAAAGAUUUCUGCUAAAUAUUUUGUUACCAGAACAAAUUUGGGACUAUUUAUUGUUUCCAGAAACAUUAAUAUUUUGUUAAUUCCGCUACUGGGGCAUCUUAUCAGGCCGUUUAAAUCUUUCAACUCGAGUCAUAAGGUGACGAGGUCCAAUUCAAGAUGUCGGACUCGGACGAGUCAGACGAUUCGUAUAACAUCCAUCGUUACGGCGAUGAUGACAACGACGAAGACUUUAACAUGGCUUAUUAUCAGGAUGAUCAUUAUCAUCAGCGGAUACAUCCACGUCAAAUCGUUGUGAGGAGCAGUGGUAACUCGGGGGUGCAGAUAAAUCGACUGCGGAAUCAAGGCACCACUAUUGCUGCAAAUUCGGGCCCAAAUGACCUCCCUAAAAUCAACUUGGACAUCAACACACUACUCGCGCACGUGAUAUUCACUCCAUCAACUCUUCCACGAUCGGAAUCCAAUGCAAAGUUUUCUCCAUUUUUGGAUUUGAUUACUAUCACCGCGUCGAAGCUGUCACCCGAAUUUGCUAAACUGAUUCCCAUGUCUGUAGCCAGCUUUGAUGCGUGGAAUUCAUUCCUGUCGUCACCUUCUCAGCAACGAAAUAAAAUUCCUGAGAAAAUUGAGUCGUCUCACAGUAAUAAUGAUGCAGGCUCCCCUCAGACGAAAACUAGAAUUGCGACACAAAUUGCCUGCAUGAAACCCGGAACUUUACUCCCAUUCUACCUAGAAAAGCACAACGUGGCCAUCCUCCUACGAAAAGAUGCACAUGAGGACACCAUUUCCAUGUCUUUCUUCCAAGUCAAACCCGACCCUACUUUGGUCACUGAAAAUCAAAAUCUGAGAACGACCUAUCCCACUCACGCGGUUCGAAUUCCAUACUCCGACCUCCUCAAAUCCGACCACUUUGCCAUCAAGAUUUCCAACUUGGCUCAAAUUUACGACACAAUUCCAUCCCACCAAAUCGUUGAGUGGUUAACAAUCACCUUGCUCGGAGAAAGUGAUCCCGUCCAAAGUCAAGACGACAACUUUCUCCCGAUAAAUAAAGCUGUUCGGGAUGAAGCAUUUAGCAAGGAAACGGCCCGAUCUGGCCAUUGGACCGUACUAAAGGUGGCCAUACAUUUAAAUAUGGUACAAGAACUUGGAUUAGAAGAAGGAACAUUUAUCUACAAGAAUUUCAUGAUUCGCAUGACGCUGAAAAUAAUGCAAGAGUUUAAAAACAUGGAUACUUUUGAUGUCAAUAUUUGGGACGAAUUAAGAAAGAAACUGUGCUUCAAGGGGGUCAAAUUGCAGAAAAUGCGGUGUCCAGAGGGGCAAGAAUUUAGCAAAAUACACAAAGAAAUUUUAACAGAUGUCGGUCACACUCUUGACUGGGUGAAUAAUUUCAUGGAAAUUAACAUCCAACGGGGGACUAAAUAUAAAAGGGAGAAAGUAACUGAUGAGAAGACACCAUUCCUUGAGGGAUUGAUGGGAUACUUAAAAUCAAGGAAAAAUCAGAUUUCUAUCGCCAAAAUAAUGGAUUCUAGUACGAGACAAGAUCGUCAGAGUGGGCAUGGAGAAGGCACGCGUAGCUACUUUUCUACCAGCGAAAUGACAUCGGAAGAUGUACAUGAAUUCGAAAAUCGCGUUCAAACCAACGAACCAAAAUUUGACGGAUUAGAAGAACUUCGCGACAAAUUAAUCAAGUAUUCAAACCUAUUCCCACCCGCUUUCUCCUCAGAUGCGGUGGCGUCCUCCCGAAUGGUUUUAACAUUACUUAAGGGCCUUAAGAUUUGCGACGAGGCGGCAACCAAAGAAUUUCCACUCCUCUCACAACACAGUCCUCUCCAGGGAGAUAUAUUCCCAAUCUUGGAGAAAUUACUCGUCACGACGAAACAAGAUGAAAUACUGGCAGAAGAAAUUCGAGCAUAUUUUCAAGCAAGAAAAAUCCCUGUGACAUAUUUAACCACUCUGAUAAAUCAAGAUUAUCCAUCCCACGAAUCACCCACGGUUCGACUGGCCCGUCAAAGUGGACAAGUCCAAGAUACAAUUAAAAAAUCGGUAGAAACUAUUGGUACCAAUGUAACUCAAAAAUACGAGGAAAUUGCUGCAGCACGAAAAAAGAAAGAGGAACUUGAAAUUAAACAUAGGUAUGCGGCGUGCACAUGUGAUUUUACAGAUAUUCCCUACAAACGGCGGCGAUACAACCCUCAUCCGGACUACUCUUGUGAGAAGAAUAUUCUCUACAAGGAAAUAUCUGCGCUAAAAGUUUCAACUUAUGUUUACCCAAUGCCUGUGGACAGCUCAGAUAAUCAGAAUGCAUUAAUGUACGAAAAAUGCAUCCCACCAUCGGUCGCGGCCUUGCGGGACGUAAUGCUAUUAACAGCCAUUUAUUUAUUCCCGUCCGUAACGAAGGAACGAUUAACACGGUCCACGCCGGGAAAUUAUUCUUCGAUCAAGAAUAUCUCAAAACUAUUUGAGCUAAAGAAACAACACACAUAUCAAGAUAAUUUGUCCAUCAAAGACACUCACAGUGACUACCCGUUCUUUGUGAAGAAUGAAAGUGUCCAAUUUGUCUGGAAUUCGUCCUAUAAAUAUAACAAAAUUCCGGAAAUAAUUUUCCACAAUAAAUUGCAACCUUCAUCGUUGUACAAAGGAUUGGAACCAUUUCUCGCCAACUGGACCCCAAAUCAUAAUAAGGUUAUGGCGUUAAGCGAUUUCGACGAUUUAAAUCAAUCCGAACGUAUCGAAUUUGGACAGUUUCGUACCGGUCAUCGGCUCCAGUAUAGAAAUAUGUAUCGUGCCUUAUCCAGCGGAACGUUAUGUCUGAAUCGGGAUGUUUUGACCCUCGUUGUCCAAUCAUUAUGGCAGCUAGGACCCUGGGAUGUUAACUUUGGGCGGGAAUCGCAUUUUGAACUGAAAUCUAAUAGUCUAUUCGUCGCUCAAUUUAUAAAUUUAUUGGAAGAAAUUCAUCAAAAUACUAAGGACAAUUGGACCGCGGCAUUCACCUUGAUGAUCAUUCAAGUUAUUGCAAAGCAAAUUCUGGAAUAUAACGAAAAUUCCGAACUUCAACAGAGGAGUAACAACUUGCUACAAAUUUGCAGAAAUACAGCGCAUCGGUGGAUACAAGAAAUUAAUAAGUUUGUCGAGACAUGCCCAAAGGAACAAGCCGGCGUGCGGGAACAAUUAUUAAAUUGUGCGAUAUGUGGGGCUCUCACUUUCACUGGGAGUAAUAUGGCCCUCCAAAUGUCAAAUUCUCAAGAUGCAAUGGAUUGGUUAUGCUUCAGAGAAAUAAUUUUCAACGAGAAUAAGUCAACAGGAAGUAAAGACAAGAAUAUCCAGCAGAUUCUCCUAUCGUUAUUGAACCACGAGAAUUAUUCAAUCAAUAAAAAAUUGCAGGAAAUUAUCAAGACAGAUAUCUCCGUAUUGAACAAAUUCGCCAAAAAACAUCCCGGCCUUGAGUCACUUUCUGCUUCAAAAUGGGAAGAAAAUAAAAGUAUUUAUUCUCUUUCUAAGAACGAGUUCUAUUUAUCUCUUGACUCGAUGACGGGAGAAUUUUUAAUAAAUGGAAAACCAAGCAGCCGGCUCCCUGAAGAAAUUUUUUUAGACAAAAACUUUCAAAAAGUAUUCGGUCAAACAAACUUUCAAGUUUCGUGCAAACCUACUCCAACCCAAUUUGUCUAUUCAACUAAGGAAACUGCAAAUGGAUCUACCUUCCAAUUUCACCAACCGAAAAAUCGACACUACUUGAGUUACAAUGAAGCACCUCAACGGCUAAUCAUUACGGAAAAAAGGAACACCUCCGCGUACGAACUCAUCCCUAUAGAUAAGAUCGACCUUCCUGAAGCACUACUAGAAAAUGCUUCUGGACGUUGCAACGCAAUCCUGCCUUAUCCAUAA